CACAGCCGGAAGUGGCGCACCGGAAGUGGGGAAACCGGAAGUGGCGGGAGGCCACGUGGUGAUGGUGGAGGAGGAGAGAUGGGGAAGGCGAGCAGGUCGAAGCACCAGAAGAAGGGCCGGGCGGCCGCGCUGCUCCGCGCCCAACAGGACUUCAGCUCCGUCCCCCACUCCUUCGUGUUCCCGCGCGGCCGCGUCGGCCGCAGCGUCCGUCACCUCAUCACCGACGUGCGCAGAGUGAUGGAGCCCUACACCGCGCGGGACCUGCGGGUGCGGAAGAGCAACUCCCUGCGGGAUUUCGUGGCUGUCGCGGGGCCUCUGGGGGUGACGCAUUUCUUGGUCUUCAGCAAAUCCUCCUCCAGCAUCAACUUUAAGCUUUUCCGGCUUCCUGGUGGGCCGACGUUGACGUUUCAGGUGACGCAGUAUUCCCUGAUCAAGGACGUGGUCUCCUCGCUCAAGAGACAUCGGAUGCACGAGCAGCAGUUCACCCACCACCCGCUCCUCAUCCUCAGCAACUUCGGCUUCCAGCAGAUCCAGGUCAAGUUGAUGGCCACCAUGUUCCAGAACAUGUUCCCUUCCAUCAAUGUCCAUAAGGUGAACCUCAACCACAUCAAACGCUGUUUGCUCCUCAGCUACGACGCGGAGACGCAGCUGCUCAGCCUCAGGCAUUACAGCGUGAAGGUGGUCCCCGUUGGCGUCAGCAAAGGUCUGAAGAAGCUCCUCCAGGAGAAGUUCCCCAACAUGAGCCGCCUGGAGGACAUCAGUGAGCUGCUGGUCAAAGACCUCAACCUCUCGGAGAGCGAAGCCGAGCAGGACGGCGCCCACAACACCCUGGAGCUGCCUCAGGCCUACGCCGGACGAGGCAACAUGAAAGCUCAGCAGAGCGCCGUACGCCUCACCGAGAUCGGCCCUCGCCUGACGCUGCGGCUCCUGAAGGUGGAGGAAGGUUUGGCGCAAGGCAACGUCCUCUACCACAGCGUCGUCCGGAAGACGGAAGAGGAGGUGAAAGCAAUGCUGGAACGGAAGGAGGCGAAGCUGCGGCUGAAGGCCGAGCGGCGCAAGAAGCAGGAGGAGGACGUGGAGCGUAAGCGGCGGCAACGCGAGGCUCACAGGGAGAAGAGCCUGGCUGGAAUCCGAAGGAAACGCCAUCCGGAUGGCGAUAGCGAUGCUGAGGAUCCCGGUGCGCCGGAGCAGCCGGAUGAAGCCGAGCAGUCGGAAGAAAGCGAUGCUGAGUAUUACCGGCAGGAGGUGGGCGAGGAACCGGAUCAAGAUCUCUUCCCCAACCACAACAAGAGGAAAAGACGCCCUUCGGGUUCUGCCGGGCUACGGAAACGCCACCGGCGAAGCCAAGAGGAGCAUCGUCCUUCCUCCAACCCUUCUGCCGCGGCGAAGGCGAACGGAGAGGAGGAAUCGCGGCACCGCGGAGGCGGAAAACCGCAUCGAGGAGGCAGAAAACCGCAUCGGGGAAGCGGAAAAGCACCACGAAGGAGCCAAAAAUCACCACGAAGGAGCCAAAGCUCAGCCCAGGACGCGGCCAAUCCCGGCUCCGGCCGCGCCGGCUCCAAGCCGAAGGCGCGAGGGAAGCUGCUGCUGAAGGGGAAGAUGAUUUUCCGGCGGUUUGGCCGCGCCAAGAAGGGCAAACGCUGAGGCAGCACUCACGCACUGAGACUUUGGGGUUUAAGAGGGAGGGAGGAAAUGGUCCUCUGGUUCUGCUCCGGCGCAAUACAGUGCCGGAAUGUCUGUUUCCG
Cuculus canorus (common cuckoo) is the source of this 1745-nucleotide messenger RNA. RefSeq names its product peter pan homolog (gene PPAN). NCBI's taxonomy places the organism in Eukaryota, Metazoa, Chordata, Aves, Cuculiformes, Cuculidae. The record is from RefSeq and is a predicted model, not a curated record. Gene Ontology annotation, cellular component: preribosome, large subunit precursor. Gene Ontology annotation, molecular function: rRNA binding. Bases 79 to 1644 code for a protein of 521 amino acids. Gene Ontology annotation, biological process: rRNA processing; ribosomal large subunit assembly. The transcript is spliced from 12 exons.